Messenger RNA from Stomoxys calcitrans (stable fly), 1635 nucleotides. RefSeq lists its product as uncharacterized. Bases 407 to 1381 code for a protein of 324 amino acids. The transcript has 3 exons. The record is from RefSeq and is a predicted model, not a curated record. Lineage: Eukaryota; Metazoa; Arthropoda; Insecta; Diptera; Muscidae.
CAAAAAGAAAAACAAAAGCAUCUUUGGUGUUUUUUUUUUCGUAUUUCCAAACUUUUCAUUCAUUCACUUCGGAAUAUUCGGAAAAUCAACAUUUAGCUGGAAUCUUUAUUUUCCUGAGACGUUCGGUCUGUGUGCCUGCUGCUGCAAAUGAACGAAUUGAAAGCAGUGGCAUCGAUAGUUUAGUCUAUAUUUUCAAAUUAAGGUGGAAAGUUGUGAAAAAACGGAAAAAUUAAAGGAAAAUAUUGAAAAAAAUAAGAACAAAAUAAUAAAAAAUAUAUAUACCUAUUGUAUGUGCGUGUGUGUGUGAUAUAAAAGCAUUUAUAACAACAAAUAUUUCAAGAAAAACAAAUGUUGAUUUAAGAAGUAAAUGAAACAUAUUUAUCGAAAUCCUUGUUGAAGUGAUAUUAUGAGUGAAGUUUCAAAAGUGCCCAAUACCAGCCAAAAUGGCAACAACUCUCCCACACAUUCAAAAACCCCAUCUGUUUCAUCAUCAACAGCCACCGACACCUGCAAGAAAGGUCGAGAAUCCAUGUCGGAUGAGGAAAUCAUACAGAACAACCUCAAGGAAUUAAUGGAUAAGAAAAAUCGAGAGGAGCGCAAGGCCAAUGGACGUUUGGUAGCAGUCAUAUUAGCUUCGCUGGUGAUUUUUUGUGCUAUCUAUCAAGCGUGGAUAAGAAAAUCUGGCCUUUUAGCUAGAAUAUUAGUCCCGGCAGGCAUUAUGCUUUCAUUCACUGCCUGGGUUGUGGUAUUGGCUAAGAGAGACAAAGCUAAAAGGGCACUUUUUGAAAAGUACCUGGAAGAAGUUGCCCUCAAGAAUAAACAAGAACUGGAAGCAAAGAAAACCAAAUCACACAGAAAAGCCAAUGAUAGAAGAAAAUCCUCAAAUGAAACGGUGCUGGAGUACAUUAACGAGAUCAAUCACAAAGAAACAUCAGCCGAAACAUCUGUAGAAUUCAUAAAAACCUCAAAGGCCUUGAGAAGUAAAGAUCAUCGUAAACAUCGAAAACACAGAAAUCUGGAUGGCAUUCGAGAGAUUUCGCCAUCGCCAUAUUCGACAAGUACAUCGUCCUCAUCACGAAAUCCCUCGCAUUAUGCGCACAAAGAUUUACGCACUAAAAGACCGAGUAUACGACAAAAACUAUUUCGACAGACAGGCCAUUUUCACAUGGCCGCAGCAUUGGCGGCAGCCAAUAGCACAAACCCCCUGAUGCAAGCUGUUAUUAAUACAGCACCACUAUCCACGCCCGCCGGUGAAGGUGGCGCCAUUGUCAUAUUGGCACCCGCAACGCAAGCAUUGCCGGCGGAAAUGAAACGUAGGCGAUUGCAGCGUUUGGAUGCUCUCAAAACGCCGACCAUGGUGCGUAUGGGUUCUGCGCCAUGAGCCAACACCCAAGCACUCAUACGCCAUGGUGUACAAAUUGUAAUUAUUAACAAUAAUACGCUCCAAGGUGUCAAGUAUUCAUGGAAAACUAAAUUUCAAAGAGCAAACAAAUUGCGAAAUGUAAAUAAUUGGAAAAUUUAAUGCAUCACCACAAAGUUAUGUUUAUUUUAUAGCUCGCUCUCCAUUUGCAAAUGUAUUUUUAUAUUAAAAACCAUUUAAUUAGAAAUUAAUAAAUAAAACCAACAUUUAAAAAA